AUGCCCGACAAACCCGCGACGGUUGCCGCCUAUGCGGCCGGCGCCUCUCUCGCUGCCAUCACCCUGUUCUACGUAUUCGGACCCAAUUACACAAUCGACGGCGAGGACUCCAGCGGCAGCGAUCGCAAGAAAGCGAUUGUUGGCCUGACGAACCCGGCCAACGACUGCUUUAUCAACUCGGUCUUACAGGCCCUCGCAGGCCUCGGCGAUUUACGGGUAUACCUGAUCCGCGAGCUACACCGGCGUGAACUGGACGGGCCCGAUAUCUAUAACCAGCUGCCCGAUGUUGAUGAAGCGCCUACUGGCAAAGCAAGCCUACGACCAGACAGGCAGCGUGAGCUGCAGCAGGGGACGGUCACGCUUGCGCUCAAGGAGAUGCUGGAUCGCCUAAACGAACGGCCCAUUUACAAAAAGACCAUUUCAGCCCGGCCCUUUAUUGCGGCCUUAGAGUAUGCGUAUAGAACGCGGAUCAGCCGCAAUCAACAGGAUGCGCAGGAAUUUCUUCAGAUCGUCGCUGAACGGCUCUGUGAGGAAUAUCAUGCCGGCGUCAAAGCAAGGCGGCGUGCCCGCCGUCUAGCCGAGAGCCCAAAGCCUUCUUCUCAAUCGCCUUCAGAUGGCGAUACUACUCAACAUAGAGAUAAGGAGUCAUCCGAAAUCUCCGUGCGCAUUGAAGAUGGCACUGAAGAAGGUCUGCCGGCAAUGAUCGACACAAAACUCCAAGAAAUCGACGACGAAUCUGGCUUUCCAUUCGAGGGACAAUUGGAAUCCCAGAUCGAAUGCCAGUUCUGCCAUUAUCAGUACCGUCCUAACAAAACAUCUUUUGUCAAUCUGACAUUACAAGUGCCCCAGAAGAGCUCUGCCACGCUAAGCUCGUGUUUUGACGGGCUCCUCAAAACCGAGUAUAUUGACGACUUUCGAUGUGACAACUGUCGCUUACAACAUGCACUAGAGACAAAGGUCAUUUCCAAGUCCAAGGCAAAAUCCGAAGCUGAAAAGGAAUUGCUCGAGUCUCAUAUCUCCAAAAUCCAGUAUGCUCUAGAGACGGAUCCUGAGCAAAGCUUGGAUGGUAUCGACCUCCCUUCUUCUGAAACAGCGCCGAAACGUAGAAUUGCGCGCCAUAUGCGGAUCACAGUAUUUCCAAAGGUUGCCGCUAUUCAUCUGUCAAGGUCUAUCUUUGACCAGAGCAGUUCCACAAAAAACGCUGCCAAGGUUUCUUUCCCAGAGCGUUUGCCAUUAGGUGGCAUUCUCAAUCGGAAGUGGUACAAACUGCUGGGAAUUGUCUGCCACAAAGGUAGCCACCACAGUGGACACUACGAGUCUUUCCGAAGGAGUCAUACCUACCCUCCAUACUCGACGCCGGAUGCAUUCGGGUCUUACGCGGCCAGUCGGGUUGGCAGUGCGAAUGGGUCAGCUGUUGGCAGUCCACGCAUUUCGGCCAUGAAAAAGGCACAGUUCCCCGAUGGCACAGAGCCUAGUCCACUGAGUAUCUCGCCCGCGGAAUCUUCUUUGUCGUUGUCGAGCGUUAACCAGUCCUCACCGACCGUGUCGACACCAACUUCGACGACCAAUACUCAGCUAUCUCCACAAGAUUCGCCCAGUUCACGAUUUUCUCUACAAAGCACGCGGCCUCGGAAAUCUUCGAGUGUGAAGUCUCUGGCACGAUCUGCGAUGGGGACAUCAAAUGACGAAAGCAAAGACCACACUCCGAAACCCCCAUCUACGCGAUUGGGAUCUCCCAAACCAUCACAAGACCGGCCGUCAUCGAGUGGCCUCAGCGCGCAGCGGCUGCUGCGAAAGCGCAAGCCUAACGAGCGCUGGUGGCGUAUAUCUGAUGAAAAGGUCAAAGAAUGCAAGACCAGCGAUGUUCUGGGUAUGCAAAAGGAAGUUUAUCUACUUUUUUACGAGAUGGAGAAACCGUCACCGACGUCUGCUUCCGAGUACUAA
Messenger RNA from Talaromyces rugulosus, 1944 nucleotides. RefSeq lists its product as uncharacterized. The transcript has a single exon. Gene Ontology annotation, biological process: protein deubiquitination. Gene Ontology annotation, cellular component: cytosol; nucleus. NCBI's taxonomy places the organism in Eukaryota, Fungi, Ascomycota, Eurotiomycetes, Eurotiales, Trichocomaceae. Gene Ontology annotation, molecular function: cysteine-type endopeptidase activity; cysteine-type deubiquitinase activity. The coding region runs from base 1 to 1944 and encodes 647 amino acids. The record is from RefSeq and is a predicted model, not a curated record.